AUGAAUGAAAUAAAAGAUCAGGCUCUUAGCAUGAAAUUGAUAGAUUUAGUGAAAAAUCACCCAGUCCUUUGGUCGGUAUCGUCCAAGCCAUACCUGGACGCCAAUAAAAAGGUGGACGCAUGGCGAGAUAUCGCUACGGACCUGGGGAAGCCCGAAAAUGCAGUCAUCAAAAAAUGGCAAUCAUUGUGCGCAUACUUUAGAAAAGAAAAUGCCAAAAUUAAAAAAAGUAUGAUAACGGGUUCAGCGCGCUCCGAAGUUUACGUUUCGAAAUGGUUUGCUUUUGAGAGUAUGCAGUUCGUCGGCAAUACUGCAAAAGCACGGAAGACGCAAUCCACGCAACAACAUUCGAGAUCGCAGAACCUCCAACCAGCACCUGAACCAAUCGAUACCGACGUAAUAAUGCACCACCAGCUACCAACCGAAAUUACCGAAGAUGUUAUGCACCAUCAGUCACCACCAGCAGAAAACAACACAACCUUGCUCCAGCCCGAAAAUCAAAAUAACGAAACUGUUACACAAAACACUAGGAAACGAAAGACACCAAACAAUAGGGACGAGGAUUUUUCAGCUAUAUUUUCCUCAAUAGGACAAAGCCUGGAUACAAUAAUUACAAAUAUGAACAACUACAGCAGCCGGAACGUUACAUUCGGAAAUUACGUGACACAAACACUGGAAGGAUUGCCAAAAACAAAGCAAGAAAAGCUGAUCCACAAAAUUAAUCUAUGCAUUUUUGAAAUAAACAAUGAAAAUGAUUCGUAA
Messenger RNA from Anopheles coustani, 759 nucleotides. RefSeq lists its product as uncharacterized. The coding region runs from base 1 to 759 and encodes 252 amino acids. Lineage: Eukaryota; Metazoa; Arthropoda; Insecta; Diptera; Culicidae. The transcript is spliced from 4 exons. The record is from RefSeq and is a predicted model, not a curated record.